Molecule: messenger RNA, 2115 nt
Organism: Bufo bufo (common toad)
Lineage: Eukaryota; Metazoa; Chordata; Amphibia; Anura; Bufonidae
Gene: SARAF
Product: store-operated calcium entry associated regulatory factor
Exons: 6
Coding region: 81-1043 (320 amino acids)
Biological process (GO): regulation of store-operated calcium entry
Cellular component (GO): endoplasmic reticulum membrane
Source: RefSeq, a predicted model, not a curated record
UGCAGGUAGAGGAAGUAGGCGACUGAUGUAACUCUGGGUAAUGCGACAUCUCUAGUCUGAAGGCGAUCGUUACCGGAGCCAUGGCUUCUCUGGGACUGAUGCUUCCGUUGCUUGCCGCCAUACAGCUGUCGGGGGUCUGCGGAUGGAAUCAGCAUGAGCGUGUUUUGCUGAGGGAGGUCCAGGCUAUCACAUUAUAUGCUGACAGAUACACCAAUGCACGGCGUGCAGCUCCUAUUCCACAGCUAAAAUGCAUUGGAGGUAGCGCUGGCUGUAGCGCCAUGAUACCGCACGUGGUGCAGUGUCACAACAGAGGAUGGGAUGGCAUCGAUGUCCAGUGGGAAUGCAAGGUGGACAUGGACAACUCUUACAGAUUUGGAAAGGUUGAAGUAAGCUGUGAGGGCUUUGAUUAUCCUGAAGAUCCAUACAUCCUUCGUGGCUCUUGUGGGCUGGAGUACACUCUGGAACUAACAGAGGAAGGAAGGAAGGGAUCUCAAAGUGGCUACAGUUCAACAGGAUUUGGCUCUGGCUUUUUCCAAGGGAAAUCAAAAAGCUGGAACGCUGAGCAUUCUUCUGAUGGCAGUGGGGUCAUUGUCUUUUUGUUCCUCCUGGGGCUAGCUUAUGGUGUGUACAAGUUAUUUUUGAGUGGUCCUUCAAGUCAGCAACAGCAUCCUCAACCUGAUAAUUAUGGACCUGAACAUCAAAGCAACAGCCAAACUAGCGCACCUCCGCCUCCAGGUUUCAAGUCAGACUUUACUGGUGCUUCAUCUGGAUUCGGUAACUUUGGAGGUGCUUCAUCUGGAUUCAGUAACUUUGGAGGGGCAUCAUCCUUUGGUAGCCAUGCAAACCAACGUCCUGGUUUUUGGACUGGUUUGGGAACUGGAGGUAUCCUUGGUUACCUGUUUGGCAAUCGACAGUCUAGUACACAUUACUCACCAUAUACACCUAAUCACAACACGUGGAGUGGGUCUUCAUUCCAUGGCUCGUCAGCCCGCAGCUCUGGUGUCAGAACAGCAUCAGGUUUCGGAGGUACAAAACGGAGAUAAAUGACUAAAGAACAUUCCACAUAUGAAGAAGAAUGGGAUGAAGAGAGAGAGAAUAAUAAACCUGUGUGUCAGGAAGAUUUACACAGCGGGUGUUUGUAGCUUUGUGUGAUGGAUGAUUUUAAUGACAUUGUAUGGGGUGUCUUUUUUUCUUGUUUGUACUGUGAAGUAGAGGAGCAUAUACAUAAGAACCUACCUGCUGACCGCAUACCUACUAUUGAACAUACAGGAACAUGCGUACAUUUCUGCAUAAAACACUGGAGUCUUUCUGGACUGGAACUUUCUGGAGUCAUGAUGAAUACAUUGCAGAACUAGGUCAUCUUCAGAUGAAUAUGAGAUCCAAGUCUAUGAAUACUGUAACCCUCAUUAAAAGGCAUCUAUUCUCAUGACUUUGUUGCACCAUUCCUUUAUUAUUCCUUCUGGAAGUUAUGAAUACAUUAGUAGCAGUUUGCAGUGAAAGUCCAGUUGGGUAUUACUAGUUGGGGAAGUGUCCCUACACAGACUGACACUAGCAGCACUAAAUUGGAUAGUAGUAGACUGUGCAGGGACACACCCAUCUGGACCUCCACUGCAAACUGACAGUAAUUAAUUCAUAAAUUCUAGCAGGAAUAAUAAAGGAAUGGCCGAACACAGAGUCUUAAGAAUAGAUGCUUAAACAAUGAGCAGGGGGUAAUGUAACAUAAAAAAAACUUUCUCACCUCUGUAGCUUCAGUCCUAGCUGAUCCUGUAGCAAUGAUUUCACGUCAGUGGUUCACAUGACCACUGCAGCCAGUCACUGGCCUCAGUGGUCAUGCGCUGUUCACGCAUAAGUGGUGCCUGAGGUCAGUGAUUUGCUGCAGCAGUCACGUGAAUGUUGCAGGUCCAGUAGGAACUGGAGCAGUGUUUUUUUUUAAAAGGUGAGUAAUUGAUUUAGUUUAUUUUAUACUGUAACUUUUAAAAACAAUCUUGGAAAACCCCUUUAAAGGGAACCUGUCAUUAACGUUAUGCUGCCCAUACUAACGGCAGUAUAAAGUAGAGACAGGCAGGAUGAUUUCAGUGGUCUGUUAUUUAAAACUUAAAAGUAAAUAGUUGCCGA